This is a messenger RNA of Kwoniella botswanensis, 1029 nucleotides long. RefSeq lists its product as uncharacterized. The record is from RefSeq and is a predicted model, not a curated record. Gene Ontology annotation, molecular function: folic acid transmembrane transporter activity; FAD transmembrane transporter activity. The coding region runs from base 1 to 1029 and encodes 342 amino acids. Gene Ontology annotation, biological process: folate import into mitochondrion; nucleotide transport. Lineage: Eukaryota; Fungi; Basidiomycota; Tremellomycetes; Tremellales; Cryptococcaceae. The transcript has 7 exons. Gene Ontology annotation, cellular component: mitochondrion.
AUGGCGGCGUCCCCUUCAGCUUCCCCCAGUCUGUUUGGUGAUAUAUCGGUUGAUCAUGCUGUCGCAGGCUUCGGUGCAGGUACAGUAGCUACCUUGGUGAUGCAUCCACUGGAUCUGGUCAAAGUACGAUUUCAGCUGGCCGAUAACUCAUCUACCCCUCACCCAUCCAUCCCUUCUUACAAUUCGAAAUCAACGUUGCCUCAUCAUCUGCGGAAACCUAGAUUUGGAACAGGUGUGUAUACAGCGUUGAAGGAUGCCGUGCAGGUAGAUGGAUGGAAAGGUCUGUAUAGGGGCUUAGGACCGAACCUGGUGGGAGGAGCAGGUAGUUGGGGGUUGUAUUUCUUGUUCUACAACAUGAUCAAAAAACAGAUGCAAGGUGGAGAUCCGAACUAUCGAACGACCAGUGGUCAGCAUCUGCUGGCAGCUGCAGAAGCGAGUGCUGUAACCGCCAUGAUGACGAAUCCGAUAUGGGUGGUGAAGACGAGGGUAUUUGGAACGGCCAAGCAUGAUGCAGCUGCUUAUCGAGGUUUAUGGGACGGCCUCACUUCGAUAUAUAAGACAGAGGGGCUUCGUGGGUUAUACAAAGGUUCUUUGUUGGCUUUGGUAGGGGUAUCCAACGGCUCGAUCCAGUUUGCUACCUACGAAGAAAUCAAGAGGCGGAGAGCUGAUUUAAAGAAGAAGAGGUUCGCCAAAGAAGGAAGGGAAUGGAGGACGGAGGAUGAGAAGCUGUCAAAUACAGAAUAUAUAUUAGCAUCAGGUUCAUCGAAACUUGUGGCCAUAGCUCUAACAUAUCCUUACCAGGUGAUACGAGCUAGGAUACAGAACUCGACCCCAUCACCUACCCUUCCUCGAUUGACCAUCCCGUCUGUCAUCUCAUCGAUUUACAAGUUCGAAGGCCUAUUGGCAUUCUAUAAAGGUCUGGGCACCAAUGCCCUGCGUAUAUUACCUGGAACAUGUACGACAUUUGUCGUCUACGAGAACUUGGUAUGGGCAUUCCGAGCUUUAGCAUUGAAGCGACAGGAGGAAUAA